This is a messenger RNA of Amphiprion ocellaris (clown anemonefish), 968 nucleotides long. RefSeq names its product septin-8-A-like. Bases 297 to 851 code for a protein of 184 amino acids. Gene Ontology annotation, biological process: cytoskeleton-dependent cytokinesis. Gene Ontology annotation, molecular function: GTPase activity; molecular adaptor activity; GTP binding. Gene Ontology annotation, cellular component: microtubule cytoskeleton; cell division site; septin ring. The transcript is spliced from 8 exons. The record is from RefSeq and is a predicted model, not a curated record. Lineage: Eukaryota; Metazoa; Chordata; Actinopteri; Pomacentridae.
UGUUGCCUCCAAGUAGCCAUAUUGAGAGGAGCAAGUCCCUGCGUAAUGUGGAGAGCAGGUCUGGCUGAACGCGGAUAAAUCCUGCGCACAGACGCUUGUGACGAUGGCGGCCAGUGAGGUGGAUGUUUUCGCACUACAAACCCAUUCUGGAGUAUAUCGUUGCCCAAUUUGAGGACUGUCUUGAAGAGGAGCUGAAAAUAAAGCAUUCCCUGUUUAACUACCAUGACUCAAGAGUCCACAUCUGCCUCUAAUUCAUCGCUCCCACUGGACAUUCCCUGAAGUCCAUUGAUCUUGUCAUGAUGAAGAAGCUGGACAGCAAGGUGAACAUCAUCCCGGAUCUUACCAAGGCGGACACCGUAUCCAGGAGUGAACUGGACAAAUUAAAGAUGAAGGUGAUGAGUGAGCUGGUCAGCAAUGGAGUGCAGAUUUAUCAGUUUCCUACUGAGGAUGAGGCUGUUGCAGAGAUCAACUCUUCCAUGAACUACUCUGUGUUCCACACUCAUCUUCCAUUUGCUGUGGUUGGAAGCAUAGAAGAUGUUAAAGUAGGAAAUAAGAUGGUGAAAGCAAGGCUGUACCCCUGGGGAUCCGUGCAGGUGGAGGAUGAAAACCAUUGUGAUUUCGUGAAGCUGAGGGAAAUGCUGCUGCGUGUGAACAUGGAGGAUCUCUGGGAGCAAACACACGCUCAACACUAUGAGCUGUACCGUCGCUGCAAGCUGGAAGAGAUGGGCUUUGAGGACACGGGCCCUGACAGCCGGUCGUUCAGCAGGCUAUCACCGAAGCUGAUGAACCAUCCGGUGGAGACCAUGUAUUAUCGUUACCUUCCUCUACAGAGAAUUUGGGAGACGACUUGAGGACAGCGUUGACCAUCCUGCAGCCAGCAUGCCUCCUCCUCCUCCUCAGAGCCUCCAGUCCAGCGGGUUGACUCUCUCUGAAACAAGCAUGGGUUCCUUUAAGAGGAGGAAGAGGAA